This is a messenger RNA of Pomacea canaliculata, 2413 nucleotides long. Its product is annotated as NAD(P)H-hydrate epimerase-like. The record is from RefSeq and is a predicted model, not a curated record. Bases 632 to 1471 code for a protein of 279 amino acids. NCBI's taxonomy places the organism in Eukaryota, Metazoa, Mollusca, Gastropoda, Architaenioglossa, Ampullariidae. The transcript has 6 exons. Gene Ontology annotation, molecular function: NAD(P)HX epimerase activity. Gene Ontology annotation, cellular component: mitochondrion.
GUCGGCCGGCGUGCCUGCCGCUGUCUGUGUAGGAACCUGUGGCUAGCAGCCUCCUGUUUCCAAAACAUUUUGCUAGCUGUAGCCAGUCAGCCGUAGACCCAGGCCUGUCGCCAAGCACACGACACCCAUCUGCAGCCACCUCCUGCAUCAGACGGGCUGCGCGGCGAGGACAGCUUGGCGGCUGCAGCAUCGGACUGGGCCGGACCUCGCAGCGAUUCCUCCGACGAAGGGGGGAAUAGGGAGCGAGAUUACUAGCCGCUCGGCUCAUCAACUCGCCUCUAACUCCUGUGUCGACCAGAGAUUCACGCCCCGGCCAUCUGCUCGCUGCCAAGCAAUCAGCCGACGUGAAACAGCAUUUGGAGGUGAAAGGUGGAGGAUGCGUGCUGCCAGCUAGCAGACGUUCACUAGCAAGCCGAGGGAGGACGGAGCUCUGGCUGGUGUGGCCAGAAGGCUGCGGCUCUUGUCAGAAUAUCGGCGGGGCGCUCGGGGCAGCAGCGAUCGUCAGGUGCCCAUCAACAGGCCCGCCGACAAACACUAGCUGGCCGGACGCUGGGCAAGGAGCGAAGCCAUUCCCUCCCACAAUAAAAGAAAGGAAAAACACAAGAGGUUCACAGGUCGCCAGGGGGAGACAAUGGAGCGCAUAUCAGUGAACCGCUUCUCGUUUCGUCGUAAAGGAAGCUGGCGAAACAAGGACAAGAACAAGGAAGAAGUGAAGGAGGGCUUUGAUAUGUCCACCAUCUCCUACAUCAGCCAAGAAGAGGCGCAGAACAUUGACGAGGAGCUCUUCACCAGGUACAGCUUCAGCGUCGACCAGCUGAUGGAGCUGGCGGGCUACAGUUGUGCUGUGGCCAUCGCUCGGUGCUACCCGACAGAGACGUUAAAGAAAGAUCACGCUGCAGUUCUGGUGUGCUGUGGGCCAGGAAACAAUGGAGGUGAUGGCCUCGUUUGUGCCCGACACCUCAAGCUGUUUGGCUACAAGCCAUCGAUAUUUUAUCCCAAGCAGUCCAAUAAGCCACUCUUCCAGAACCUGCGUGCACAAUGUGAGCAGAUGGACAUGCCUUUCCUGUCGUUCUUCCCGUCAGAACCCCAUCUCAUUGCUGAGUCAUACAAUCUCGUCAUAGACGCUCUCUUUGGCUUCAGUUUCAAGGGACCAGCUCGUCCUGAGUUUGCAGUCAUACUUGACAAGCUGAGGCAGAUACAGAAUGACGUACCGAUCUGCAGCAUUGAUGUCCCUUCUGGGUGGGAUGUUGAAAAAGGAUGUGAAGAUGGGCUUCACCCAGAACUUCUUAUCUCCUUGACAGCGCCAAAAAAGUGUGCUGCUUUUUUCCAUGGAAAAUAUCACUACCUGGGAGGUCGCUUCAUUCCACGCAGUCUGGAGCAGAAAUACAGCUUGAAUCUUCCCCCAUAUCCUGGCACAGAUCCCAUUGUGGAGCUGAAAAUGCACACAGCACAGUCUGCUUCUAAUGAGUAGUGCUUAAGUUCUAUUCUGUAAGCAUUCUCUUUUUUUCUUCUCUUCAUAAUGAUCCUGAUAUUGUGACAUCUACACCAUCUUGGAUGAGGUGGGUGCAAGGUAGAUGUGUUGUUAAUUACAUUUAAUAACUGAUCUUUAACACAUUUCAGCAUUUAGAACCUACAGAGAUAGGGAUCAGGCAGAACUGGUUUUGCAUUAUGGACUGCAAGAGAUGAAAUAGCACUGAGUACAUUUUAAGAAUUUCAUGUAGACUGUAUCAAAACUAAGGCAACUGCUUUUGGAAAAUAUGCCUUUAGAGGUGAUUAUGGGAUACAUUAAGAAAUACACAAACACCAACCAAUUCUUAUGCUGCAUAUCAUCACUAACAGUUUCCUACUAAAUCUGAUAUAUUUAAAACUGCUAGCAGUGACGCUUGAGUAUAAUGCCUAACUGAGAUAAUGCAUACAGUUCUUUACAAACUUGAAACCUUUUGAAAUAUGUAUGCUGAAAAUAUCCAUUUUGCUUUUCUUCAAAGAACACUUUUAAUUAUUAUUCUUUUUGUUAAAUGUGGGAAUUUUUUCCUUUUCUGACAGCAUGUCAUGCUCACUCUUACUAUGGCUUAUUUAUAAUAAUAUUUUAUGUGUUUUUUAAUCCUGCUGCUGGGAAAAACAUGGAAAUUUCUAAAUAUUAUAAUUUUUAUGUCAAUUCCUAUUUGUAAGCCACAGCACAAGGGUCUUAAAGAAGUAUUUACAAGGAAAUAUAGAAACAGUGUCAUUUCUUGGCAACUGGACAUAUUCCCUGUUCCUUUCUUUUGCUUUAGAUGGCAGUUUUUGUGAUUUAGGAUGUUAUGUCUCUGUUUCUUGUUCUGCUGUUACAGAUUCUUUAAAUUGUAUUUUAAAAAAUGUGCUGCAACAAUAUCCCUCAUUACAAUGACAAUUUUCUUUAUUAAAAUAUUGCAUGGGA